This is a messenger RNA of Brugia malayi, 1194 nucleotides long. RefSeq lists its product as uncharacterized. NCBI's taxonomy places the organism in Eukaryota, Metazoa, Nematoda, Chromadorea, Rhabditida, Onchocercidae. The record is from RefSeq and is a predicted model, not a curated record. Gene Ontology annotation, molecular function: chitin binding; oligosaccharide binding. The transcript is spliced from 10 exons. The coding region runs from base 1 to 1194 and encodes 397 amino acids. Gene Ontology annotation, cellular component: extracellular region. Gene Ontology annotation, biological process: carbohydrate metabolic process.
AUGAAUCGACGUUUUCCUGAAUGUACAAUCUUCCUGGUUCUUCUUUUCUUUUCGAUAGUCUAUGGUACCCUUUCUAAAUCAGAUCGGAAAGAAAAGUGGAAAAACUUUCAAGGAACCGAAGAAAAACGAAAGGGGGGAAAUAACAGUCUGAGGCAAUCAAAACAUUUCGAGGAUAAUGCUGGAAGAGUGACUGUUGCAGGUAUACUUAAUGACCAUAAUAAUUUGUGCGUGGAGAAAAGAAAGUUUAACCACCCUAUAUUGGCUUAUAUUACACCGUGGAAUAAUGGUGGGUAUAACAUUGCGAAAUGGGCGGCUCAAAAAUUCACUCAUAUAUCUCCAGUUUGGUUUCAAUUUAAGCCAGAAGUGAAACAGAAAACAUGUAUUAUACUUGGAAUUCAUGAUAUGGAUAUACAGUGGUUGGCUGAUGUUCAUGCAAAUAAUUCAAAAAUCAAGUUUGUGCCACGUUUUAUCAUUGGGGAAUCAGCACGCGAAAGUAUUGAACGUUUUUUAUAUGAUGAAAGAUGGCAAACAAAUUGUGCUCAAUUAGUUGUCAAUUUCAUAAAGAAAAACAAGAUGCAUGGAGCGGUCAUAGAAGUUUGGCUUCAAGUUUUGUCGUUGGUUCAAAAAGAAGUGAAAGAAGAACUGAUUGAAUUGGUUUCACACUGGGCAGAACUUUUUCAUCAGGCUGAACUUGAAAUUAUUGUGCCUCUUCCUGUACCUCUCAGUGACAAGAAUAAACCAUCCGGAGUUGUAAUGAAGGCAGAAUUGGCCAGAAUAAUAAGUAGUGUCGACUUUGUCAAUGUGAUGACAUAUGACUACAAUUCUGAUCAUUUUGUUGGAGUAUCACCAUUUGAAUGGAUUCGACGCAAUUUGGAAUAUAUUUUGUCAGAUUCAUCGAUUAAUUCGUCCAAACUUCUUAUGGGGCUCAAUUUUUAUGGUUAUGCUUCUCAACAGACUACAAUCAAAGCUGUUAUCGGUAAAGACUUUAUCGAAUAUGUAACAUCACAAUCAGGAACGUUGUUUUGGAAUUCUAUAACGAAAGAACAUUUCCUCAAAACAAAGGGCGAAGAUUUUUGCAUUUAUCCGACACUGGCAUCUUUGCAAAUCAGACGAGACCUUGCCAAUCAUUUUAACGUUGGCCUGGGUAUUUGGGAACUCGGACAAGGCCUUAAUUAUUUUACAUGCUUAUUUUAA